CUUCUUAUAUAAGGCCGAGAGUGAAGAGCUGAGAGGUGCGGUACUGACCUGGAGGCGCUGAGAACUUCCCUCUCCCCUCCUGACCCAACCAACGCAGCAGCCCAGCAACCGCACUGAAUUAUAGCCGCCUCGGAAAAGCCUCUCUCGCAGUCACUUCAUAUGCAUGUGCAAGCUGGACAGUGAAUAAGGAAGACCAAAGAAAAACGGAUGCCUCUGAAUUGUGGUGUUGGCAAAGAAUAUUGAAUAUACCAUGGACUGCCAGAACGAACAAGUCUGUCUUGCAAGAAGUACAGCCAGAAUGCUCCUUAAAAACAAGGAUGACGAGACUUAAUCUCACAUACUUUGGACAUGUUAUUAGGAGGGACCGGUCCCUGGAGAAGGACAUCACACUUGUUAUGGAGAAAACUUGUACAGAUGCACUUCCUCUUACUAUGAAUUCUUCAGAAAAGCAAGAGACUGUAUGUAUUUUUGGAACUGGGGAUUUUGGAAGAUCAUUAGGAUUUAAAAUGCUCCAAUGUGGCUACUCUGUUGUCUUUGGAAGUCGAAACCCUCAGAUGUCCAGUCUGCUGCCUAGCAGUGCUGAGGUUUUAAGCUAUUCCGAAGCAGCCCAGAAAUCUGACAUCAUAAUCGUAACAAUCCAUAGAGAGCAUUAUGAUUUUCUCACAGAAUUAACUGAGGUUCUCAAUGGGAAAAUACUGGUCGACGUCAGCAACAACCUCAAAAUCAAUCAGUAUCCAGAAUCUAAUGCAGAGUACCUUGCUCAGUUGGUGCCAGGAACCCAUGUCGUGAAAGCAUUUAACACCAUCUCAGCCUGGGCUCUCCAGUCAGGAGCACUGGAUGCAAGCCGACAGGUAUUUGUCUGCGGAAAUGACAGCAAGGCUAAGCAAAGAGUGAUGGAUAUUGUUCGUACUCUCGGACUUACUCCAUUGGAUCAAGGAUCUCUCACGGCAGCUAAGGAAAUUGAAAACUACCCCCUGCAACUUUUUCCAAUGUGGAGGUUCCCCCUCUAUUUGUCUGCUGUGCUGUGUAUCUUCAUCUUUUCCUACUGUGUUAUAAGAGAAGUAAUCUACCCUUAUGUUUAUGAAAAGAAAGAUGAAACAUUUCGCAUGACUAUCUCCAUUCCAAACCGUGUCUUUCCAAUAGCAGCACUUACACUGCUUGCCUUGGUUUACCUCCCUGGUGUUAUUGCUGCCAUUCUGCAGCUGUAUCGAGGUACAAAAUAUCGUCGAUUCCCAGACUGGCUUGACCACUGGAUGCUUUGCAGAAAGCAGCUUGGAUUAGUAGCUCUGGGCUUCGCCUUCCUUCACGUCCUCUACACACUUGUGAUUCCCAUCCGCUAUUAUGUACGAUGGAGGCUGAGAAACAUAACCAUUACACAGGCAGCCAAUAAAGACAAUCCAUUCAGUACCUCUUCAGCCUGGGUUAGCGAUUCAUAUGUGGCUUUGGGGAUCCUCGGAUUUUUUCUGUUUGUGCUCUUGGGAAUCACUUCCUUGCCAUCAGUUAGCAACAUGGUCAACUGGAGAGAAUUCCGGUUUGUCCAGUCCAAACUGGGCUAUUUGACCCUGAUCUUGUGCACAGCCCACACAUUGGUGUAUGGGGGAAAGAGAUUCCUCAGCCCUUCAAUUCUCAGAUGGUGUCUUCCUUCAGCCUACGUGUUAGCACUCAUCAUUCCUUGCACGGUGCUGGUGAUCAAGUUUAUCCUCAUUAUGCCAUGUAUAGACAAGACCCUUACACGGAUCCGCCAGGGAUGGGAAAGAAACUCGAAAAUUUCAUCAUCGUUGAAUGGAAAAACAGAUAUUUAACGCAAAUUUCAAUUUUUCCAGAUUUCUGAACCACUGCAUUAAAUAUUUAGAGAAGAACAAUGGGUACAGUUAAGAAAGUUUUCUUCUCCCACCAUAGCCUGAAAUCUGUGAACUGAGAAGGAAACUUUGCCUUGACUUGAGAAAUCUGCAGACAGGAAGAGAACACCGGGCUUUAGCUCAGGUUAGUGAUAAAUGAAUCAGUGCAGGUCCCAACCUCUUUUCUCAGAGGUGUUAGAGUUGAGGUUGAGAUUAGCCUUGUGGUUUCACACUAAGAGGCUUCUUUGUUGUGUGUAACUUGCAUAACCUAACGUCUUGCAAAAUCCAGGAGAAUUACGGGUAACUUCCUUCUCUGAUUUGAGAACUGAGUGAAGUGAAAGACCAAACAGUAAGAUAUUGGCCACUGAUAAAGGCUUUAUUCUGUAUAUCUGAAGAAAAGAGGUAAAUGCAGUAAGAGGAAUGAAAUUUGUUUGUUUGCUUUUUGGAAGUAAAGAUGAUCAUAAAUACUGCCAUAAUAAAUUCUGUAGUUAAAUGUGCUCCUUGAUUUUUCUUUUACCAAGGUAGAUGUACACCCUGCAGAACUAUUUUACAACACAACAAAAAUAUCACGAUUGAGAGUAAGCAUACCUUGUGUAUAUGCAAAUCUAUACAGUUGGCAUAAUACUCUUCCUCUACAAGGAACAGGUGUAGGAAAGAUGAAUAAAAAUGGAGGAAUAUCACGUGAACUCAAUGUGCAGUAAGGGUGAAAAGUUGAUAAAAGUCCUUGCACAGAAAGUUCAAAUAACCCAGAAUCUAUUUAAAUAAUUCUAUACAAAUUGUUUGUCUCACACAAAAAAAGUUUAAAUAAACCAGAUGGGAAACUAAAUAAAUACUCUAAAUUUGUACUAUAUUAGAUUUGAUAUUACUUAGGUUUUUGCUUCAGUAUGUUUUAUAAAUUGUAUAUUCCAAAUAUAGUUCAAUAUUAACCACUCAUGGGAUGAAUUUCUAGUAUUAAAAAAGUAGCUUCUAUAAUCUGUCAUAGUUUAUUACAGUUUUAAGCAGUGAAAUAAAAUGAAUAACCUAAUGAUAAAAUCUUACCAAUACAUAGAUGAGAAAGAAUUAUGGAAAGCCCAAGGACAGAAAAAGGUAUCAACAGCAAGUAUAAUAUGACACUUGGUUCUUUCUCAAAUCCUUGCUGGAACACAGAACAGAACGUUUCUUGCAGUUUUUCUGUGGUGAAAACGCCAUUUCCAAGAUGACCUUCAGCAGGUUUAACCUUCCCAGCUCAAGCAUGGAGCUAAAAGGAGCUUUAUGCACCAUCUUCCCACAUACUAAAAUAACCAACAGGCAUCAGCUUGACAUUUUUCUCUCCACUCUAGAAAAGUCAUUUUUUUCUUUUUUUUUCACUUUUAUUAUCACGUAUAACACAUGGCAUUAAACAAAAUAUUUAAAAUAUACAUUAAAAAAAGCAACAGUAAUCCAGGAUUUUUCUAGAGAAUCUUUUAAAAAUAGUUUUAUCAUACUGUAAUUCAAUUUUAUAUCCAUCUUUCACAAUUCAUUUUUAUAAUACAAUUUUCACUUAACAUAUUAGUUUUGUUCUCCUAUUUACAUGAUAUUUAAGUUUAUAUCAUGGCUGAAUAAUAUUUAAUCAAAUGGGCAUUUA
Molecule: messenger RNA, 3441 nt
Organism: Loxodonta africana (African savanna elephant)
Lineage: Eukaryota; Metazoa; Chordata; Mammalia; Proboscidea; Elephantidae
Gene: STEAP4
Product: STEAP4 metalloreductase
Exons: 6
Coding region: 318-1802 (494 amino acids)
Biological process (GO): copper ion import
Cellular component (GO): plasma membrane; endosome
Molecular function (GO): cupric reductase (NADH) activity; ferric-chelate reductase (NADPH) activity
Source: RefSeq, a predicted model, not a curated record